AUGGAUCCUUCUAAAAUGAAGGUUGUGGAUCUAAGAUCCGAACUUGGUGCUCUUGGUUUGGACACGAAGGGUAAUAAGGCGGCAUUAGUAGAACGUUUGAAGAAGGCUCUAGAAGCUAAAACUGGCAGAGUGUUUGCGGAGACUUCGAUCCUGGAUACCACCACGGAGGAUUUAGAUGAGCCGGCGACCCCGCGAAAAUUGGGGCCGGCGGCGCGAACUACACGGAGAUCUUCCUCAUCACGGCUAGUCUCUACACCUGCCAAGCAAUCAAAAGAUGACCAGCCAGAUUCUAUAGAGGAAGAGAUUAAAGAAGAACCAGAUGAAGAUUCAGACCCCAAAUCUGAUUCAAUGAAAAGAAGCGAAAUCCCAAGGAAGUCUGAUACAUUCAAAAGGCAAGAUAACCCAAGAAAAGCAGAAAGGGGUGGUUCUAAAGAUGCCAAUGAGGAUGUUUACUAUGUGGAAGACAAGAGUAAGUCUCCCAUAAUGGUUGAGGAUGAAGAUCAAGAUGAGAUGGAAGGUCAGGAAGAUUCAAAUCCUGGUGAUAAAACUGCAGGUGGAAAGGGAGAACAAAAAAAGAUGGAUCAUGAUGGUGAAGACAGAGAUGGAGAUGAAAGAAGAGAAGGUGGAGAUAGAAGAAGAAGGGAGUCUGAUCAGAGAAGGGAUAGAGAAAGGGAAAGGGAGCUAACUGAAGAAGAAGAAUGGGCACAGUUAAAUGAGAGGCUCAAGAUACGUGAACAAGAGAGAUUGGAAAGAGAGAAAAAACAAGCUGAAGAAGAUGCUAAGAGAAUUGAGGAACUGAGCAAGGAUCCAAUAAAGCUUCAACGUUUGAAACGAAAACAGGAGAAGAAAGCCCGAUGGAGCAAUUUCUACAAGACUGUAGCAGUAACUAAUGAAGUUUUGAGACCACCUGUUGAGGAGGAGAUGAAACUUAGCAAGAAGGUUGAAGCCCAACCAACAAAGGUCCCUGAACCUGAGAUUAAUGAGGAAAAAGUUACUCUUUCUUGGUAUGACAGCGAUCUGAACCAAUAUUUGGAGGUUCCGGAUUUAAAUGGGGUUGUUCCAUUAACUGAGGGGGCGCUUGCGCACGCCUGGGCCGGUGCUAGAGCUACGCAUGGCGUUGACAACGGACGUGUUUGUUAUGAGGUGCGUGUGGGGUCUGUAGUUACUACCACUGAAGCUGCUGAGAAAGAGGUUAUCAGUAGUGGUUUAAGAAUUGGCUGGUCUACUGAAGACUCUACAUUGCAUCUUGGCGAAGGUGAACUAAGCUGGGGCUACGAAAGCACUGGUCGAUCAGUUAACAACAGUGAAUUCAAGGAGUAUGGCAAGCAGUUCUCCGAGAAGGAUGUUGUUGGAGCCUAUGUGGAUCUUCAAUCAAACCCGUGCAAGAUUUCCUACACUCUGAAUGGCAUUGAGUUGGGGGUGGCCUAUGAAUUUGACAAGUCGGUUUUGGGAGGAAAAGCCAUCUUCCCUCAUAUACUCACUAAGAACACCUGCUAUAAGGUCAACAUGGGAUACGACAAGUUUAACAUGCUGACGAGGACAAAAAUCGUUCGCAAGCGUAUUGAAAUUCCUAUUGAGCAGAUAAUAGAAGAAAAGAAAGCACGCGAAGCGGAGAUAAAGCGUCAGAAGCAAGAGGCAAUUCGUCGCAACCGUGAGCGAAGAGAAAAGGAACGUAAGGAGAGGGAAGAGCGGCAGAAGAAGAAGAGGGAGGAGAGAGAGAAAAUGGCACGCGAAAGAAAAGAAAGAGAGGCUCAAGAGAGAAAGGAAAGAGGUGAGGAAGACCCUGAAGGAGAAGCCGAUAAAGAGGCGGAGGACUCUGGGAAGCAAGCUGAACCCGCUGCUGAGAAUGAAGCUCCGGCUGAUGGACAACCUAAAGAGAAUGGUGAGUCUGAAGAAGUUAAACCUGAGCCGAUGGAAACAGAACAACAGCCAACUGAGCAGCAAGAGUCGAAGGAAGGAGAUAAGGAAACGCCGCCCGUGAAAGAGGAACCUGCUACUGAUGACGUUCAAGAGGUAACUGAAGAUAACGCGCUGAAGAGCCUUUUAGACAAGAGAGUGAAGCACGUCAUUAGGUACGUGGUGGAGGAGGAGUUGGACGGCGCGGAGGCGUGCCUGCUGCCCGGCUACGUGCUGAUCGCGCACGCCGCGCUACGCGCCGGCCCGCGGCCGCCCGCCACCGUGCCCGAGUGCGAGGUUAUCCUCAUGGUCGGCAUGCCCGGUUCCGGUAAAACAUACUGGGCAAAGCAACACACCGCUUCUCACCCUGAGAAACGCUACAACAUCCUUUCAACUGGCGCUCUCUUCGACAAAAUGAAGGUGGACUGUAAACCAUUCCGGACGAGCUACGAGGGCCGUUGGGACGCGAUGGUGACAAAGUGCGCGAAAUGCGUGCUUAAAUUGUUGGAAAUCGCCAAAGGACGCAGGCGGAAUUAUAUCCUCGAUCAGACGAACGUAUACCCGUCGGCUCAGAGGCGCAAGUUGAGAGAGUUCGACGGUUACCGACGGAUCGCCGUAGUCAUUGUUACUGACGAAGAAACUUAUCGCGAGCGACAGAAACGGAGGGAAGAGGCUGACGGGAAAGAAGUGCCGGACGGGGCUAUCGUGGAUAUGAAAGCGAACUUCAGUCUGCCGGAGAAGGGGCAGUGGCUUGAGGAUGUGAUGUACCCGGAACUGAGCGAGGAGGAAGCCCGGAAAGUGGUGGAGCAGUUCCACAAGGAGGCGAAGGCGGCCGGCGUGGUGCGCGAGCGCGAGCGCGAGAAGCGCGACCGCUCGGUCAGCCGCGACGCGCCACCCAGCAAGCGCCAGCGCUCCAACGACAAGCGCCACGGCCGCGACGACCGUCGCCAGCGGGACUUCCCACGGGAUCGCGAGGACAGAUGGGGCGGCGGUGGCGGGGGCGGCGGCGGCGGCGGCGGCGGGCGCGGUGGUGGGCGCUGGGGCCCGGCCGCGCGUGGCGGCGGCGGCGGCGGCGGUGGUGGUGGCGGCCGCUGGGGGGAGGCGGUGGUGGAGGGGGGUGGCCGUGACCGCGGCCCACCCAACAUGGGAGGCGGCGGACGCUUCGAUCGCCCCUGGGGACCGCCGCCCUCUAACCGAAAUGAAUUCGGCGGUGGCGGUGGCGGCGGUGGUGGCGGUCGUAACGACCGUGACAACUUCCGCGAUAACUUCCGCGGUGGGCGAGGAGGUCAGGGCGGCCCCGGGCACGGGCCCGGAGGCCCCGGGGGAGCGGGCGGUCACGGCGGAGGUCACGGCGGCGGUCCUGGCGGUGGCCCCGGCGGUCCGGGUGGACCCGGAGGCCCGGGCGCCAUGCGCGGCGACAGAGGCGGCCGGGGGCCUCCGCCUCUCAUGAGCGAAGGCUCGCGCUUUAACCGUGACAGACCCACCAACAGAGGACCUCCACCAGACAAACGACCAGGAGGACCUAUGGGCAACCUCGGCGGUGGCGGUGGAGGUGGCAGCGGCGGCGGUGGCAUAGGCGGUGGCGGAGGCGGCGUCGGCGGUGGCGGCAGUGGUGGUGGCGGCGGCGGCGGCGGCGGCAUGGGGUCGUGGCAGCGCGGCGGCCCGCCAAGUCAGCCGGGAGCCGCGCGCGGUCCGCCUAGGCCGCCGGCCUCGGGCCCAGCCGGGCCGGCCGGGCCACCGGGCGGCGCUCAAGGUCCGCCCGGCCCGCAGGGACCGCAGGGGCCGCAGGGUCCACCGCCCGUGCAGUCGCGCCCCACGCAGCCCUCCAAGGAAAUUGCCACACAGAACUCAAAUCAGGCUCAAAGCCAGAAUCAAAACUCACAGAAUUCAAACCAAUCUGGAUGGAACCAGUGGGCAAAUCAAUGGGGUGGAUGGGGCAACUGGAACCAAAACCAAGCAGGUUGGGGCAACUGGGGUAACUGGGGCUGGCCGCAAGGUGGUGGUAACAACCAAUCUGGAGGCGGUGGGAACCAAGGCCAAGGAGGAGGCGGUGGUGGAAAAGGCAAUCAGGGCCAGAACCAAAACCAAAACCAGAACCAACAGUGGCCAAGCAAUUACACCGCUCAACAGUGGUACCAGUGGCAACAAUGGCAACAGCAGCAACAGGGUUGGCCUGGGUACCAGCAAUCACAAGGCAACCAACAGUCUGGCAACAUGGACCAACAAGCGUGGGCCCAAUAUUAUCAGAAUUAUGGCGGCGCAAACUCUGAACCUAUUACAGGCGUCCCUCCCCCUGACAAGAAAUAA
Molecule: messenger RNA, 4203 nt
Organism: Parnassius apollo (apollo)
Lineage: Eukaryota; Metazoa; Arthropoda; Insecta; Lepidoptera; Papilionidae
Source: the annotation of a GenBank genome assembly